UGGUUUGGGCAGCAGAUGGUGGGAGGGGCGGCGUGCGUAAAUGGAGGGAGUGGAGUCAGACCACUGAGCUACCUCAUCCACACGUGCGCCCCUGAGACUUUAUCCAACCCCCGAGGUCAAUGUGGGAGGUAAAGAGACCUUCCGCUACGCACGGCCCCCCUCGACCCGGAAACACAAUCUUUUAAAAAACUAUUCACACUCUGGAGGGGCGGGAGGAAUUGACGUGUCCGGAAGACUGGACGGCUUCUAGUGUUGCUAAGCGACGAGGCGGGGGAGUAAACGCAUUCACCGGCCGCGGGGGGGAACCUGAGGAAUCAGUGGCUGCAGCUGCUCGGAGAUAGACCGAGUCGGCGCGCCGCGCCCUCCCGGGUCCUCCUUCCCUAGCCAGGGGACCCUGCGCCCCAGGGAGUGUCCGGCGACGAAGUGAGGGGUUUGCGGGACGCCCCGUCCGAGGCUCCGGAGCCACGCGUCUUCCCCACUCCGGAGGCAGGACAGAGAUUCCUUCUGCCAUCAGAUGUCUUUCUGCUUGACUGAACUGCACCUGUGGUCUUUGAAGAAUACCUUACACAUUGGCGAUAGAGAUAUUGGGAUAUACCAGUAUUAUGACAAGAAAGAUCAACCAGUAUCAGCGACAGAGCAUGGUAACUUAGAAGCAAAGCAGAAACUGGCAGAAUCACGAGAUUAUCCGUGGACUCUCAAAAACAGACGCCCAGAAAAACUUCGAGACUCACUCAAGGAGUUGGAGCUCCUUUUUGGUUCAGGUGUGCUGGUGUCCCUAAGCCUUUCUGGGUCGCAGCUGGAGAAAGUGGUGAUUGACAGAAGCCUGGUGGGGAAGCUCAUCUCAGACACCAUCAGUGAUGCUCUUCUCACAGACAGCUUUAUCAUCUUAUCAUUUUUGGCACAAAACAAACUAUGUUUUAUUCAGUUUACCAAGAAGAUGGGUUCUCCUGAUGUAAACAAAAGAUUGGAAAAACUCUCAGCUUUGGAUUAUAAGAUUUCCUAUUAUGACAUGCCUGGCCCAGUAAACAGGACAACAGAGCGUCGGCUAGCCAUCAGUAGUGCCCAGGAUACAGUUGUUUGCUGGUGGCCACUGGUCAGUGAUGAUGCUUGGCCAUGGGCCCCCAUCUCUUCUGAGAAGGACAGGGCCAAUUUGCUGCUCCUGGGUUAUGCUCAAGGAAGACUGGAGAUUCUGAGUUCUGUCCGCACGGAAUGGGAUCCACUGGAUGUUCGUUUUAGCACCAAACAGACUUACCAGGUGUUGACAGUGGAGCGCUCCAUCAGUGCAGACAAAGAGCCCAUGGCUGACAGCUGCAUCUAUGAAUGUGUUCGGAACAAAAUCCAGUGUGUCUCGGUCACCAGAAUACCACUAAGAUCGAAGGCCAUUAGCUGCUGCAGGAAUGUUACUGAGGACAAACUGAUUCUGGGCUGUGAAGAUUCCUCCGUAAUUCUUUAUGAAACUCACCGUAGAGUGACUCUCUUAGCCCAGGCUGAACUCUUGCCUUCAUUAAUAAGCUGCCACCCAAGUGGCACCAUUCUGCUAGUUGGCAGCAUCCAAGGAGAGCUGCAAAUUUUUGAUAUGGCUCUCUCCCCUAUUAACAUCCAGCUCUUGGCUGAAGACCGCUCACCCAGGGAGACUCUGCAGUUCAAUACAUUUUUCAAUGUUCCCAGCAGUCUUGUUGAAAUGCAGUGGGUAGCUCCACAGGCUGCUUCUCAGAAGCCCGAAAGUGGGGACAUCUGUGAUCUCCUCUUCCUCAGGUUCAACAGAGGCCCUUUGGGUGUUCUUUUGUUUAAACUUGGUAUCUUCACUCGAGGACAGCUGGGCCUGGUAGACGUCAUCUCCCAGUACAUUCACUAUGACGAGGUCUGUGAGGCGAUAAGCAUGCUGAGCAGCAUGGACUGGGACACGCUGGGCCACCAGUGCUUCGUCAGCAUGAGUGCCAUUGUGAACCACCUUCUCAGACAAAAACUGACUCCAGAGAGAGAAGCACAGCUUGAGGCAAGCCUUGGAACCUUCUAUGCUCCAACAAGACCACUCCUGGACACAACUGUAUUGGAAUAUAGAGACCAAGUCAUCAAAUAUGCAAGGAGAUUCUUCCACCACUUGCUCAGGUACCAGAGAUUUGAAAAGGCAUUUCUGUUAGCUGUUGACAUUGGUGCCCGAGACCUGUUUAUGGACAUCCAUUACCUUGCACUAGAUAAGGGUGAAUUGGCACUAGCUGAAGUGGCAAGAAAAAGAGCUCGAGACAUUGAUGCAGAAUCAAUAACCUCUGGAGUAGAACUCCUGGGGCCUUUAGACAGAGGGGAUAUGCUAAGUGAAGCAUUUGUUGGCCUAUCUUUAACACGCCAAGGAGAAGACACAUUUCCAGAACACCUCUCUCCCUUUUCUUCAAUCCACAGACAUAUUAAUCAACAAAGAACACUGAAUGUCUCUUCUAGCAGACAAGUAUUUGACAGAAGGAAUGAACUUGAAAAAGACACCUGUGCUGAAUCUUUGAUGGAAGGAGAAAUAAGAGAAGACUGCAUAGGACAGGAAAUUGGAGAUGGUGGUUCUCUAAGAAUGGUUCACUUUGGUUUGGUGUAAAUAAUAUGAAAUUUGUGUUUUACUGACUAAAAACCUCCCUGUAUGGAGUAAAAAGAGGAAAGACAGUAUAAAUUGGUUAAGAGUUUAAAUUCAGUGUUUUCAAAGUAAAGUUUUAUUCACUUCAAAAACAUGUAGCAUAAUAGCAAAUUAUCCUAAUUAAAGUGUUAAAGUGCUUAAUUUAUUUUCAAUAAUGUAAAAUGUUGGAAAGUUCUUAAAUUAUGCAUUAUUUGGUGCUGCAAAAGUAGAAUAUUUAAACUUAGUUCUUCUAAGUAUUUUAAACAUUUGCUCUUGUGAUCUUGUUUACAUCAUUACUUUGCAUCACAAAUAAAGUUUUAAGCAAAAAUUUCAGCUCAGACCCAUUGUUGAGAGACAGUUUUCCAUGGGUUUCUUGAGUUAUUGCUGAGGCACUGACUCCCCUUGGAACAAAUUCUGUCCCCUGUUGAGCAAAGGGCAAGCAAGCUCACCGCCAGUGAUAAAAGACAGGAACUCCCAGGUUCAGAAUUCCUAUCCUUUACACAGCCCAUUGAGUGUGAAGACGGCAUCUACGCCUCUCUGCAUCUACCCCUCUCUACCUCACCCAGUAGGAAUGGUGCCCGGGAAAUCAGGGCGCCCCCUCUCCCCACAGAAAACUGAUACCUUAGGUCAGUGAUGGCAAACCUAUGACACGCGUGUCAGAGGUGACACGCGAACUCAUUUUUU
Molecule: messenger RNA, 3280 nt
Organism: Myotis myotis
Lineage: Eukaryota; Metazoa; Chordata; Mammalia; Chiroptera; Vespertilionidae
Gene: WDPCP
Product: WD repeat containing planar cell polarity effector
Exons: 17
Coding region: 515-2581 (688 amino acids)
Biological process (GO): establishment of protein localization; nervous system development; cilium organization
Cellular component (GO): axonemal basal plate
Molecular function (GO): protein binding
Source: RefSeq, a predicted model, not a curated record